Molecule: messenger RNA, 1923 nt
Organism: Onthophagus taurus
Lineage: Eukaryota; Metazoa; Arthropoda; Insecta; Coleoptera; Scarabaeidae
Source: RefSeq, a predicted model, not a curated record
AACCUAACUUCCUCAUGUGCGUUUAUGUUUACGUUUAUUUCUAAUUUAAACAUUAAACAUGUCGAGUUUUAAAAAGUUAGAUAUUAAAGUUUACCCUAAAACGGGACCAGAAAUCACUCCAGAUUACGUUUAUUGGAAAAAACUGAGGGAUCCAGUUUUGGUAAAAGAAUUUGGCCCCAUUGAUUACAUAGACUUUUCGCCAAUAGAACCAUAUCAUUUCGCAGUAACGUGUUCAGUAAGAGUGCAAGUAUACAAUCCAAUAACGAAAUUGGUGGUAAAAAACCUUUCACGAUUUCGUGAAAAUGCCCAUGGGGCUACUUUCCGUUCGGAUGGCAAAUUAAUAUGCGCAGGUGGUGACGAGGGUGCUAUUAAACUCUUUGAUGUGUCCACAAAGAGUAUGCUUCGAUUAUUUAAAGGACACGAAGGACCUGUUUAUCGUACGUUUUGUGCUCAUAACAGACCCCAAAUAACAUCGUUUUCUGAUGAUAAAACAGUACGUAUUUGGGAUAUACCUACCGAAAAGAAUUUAAUAACUUUCGCUGAACAUACUGAUUAUAUUAGAGCAGGAGCUUUAAAUCCAAAUUUACCAGAUUUAGUUCUUUCUGGAAGUUAUGAUGGUACGGUUAAAUUAUAUGAUACAAGAAUGGAAAAAUUAAUUUUAUCUGUUAACCAUGGGCAUCCAGUUGAAUCUGUUUUAUUUUUACCUGCUGGUGGAGUAUUUUUAUCAGCCGGUGGUACUUGUAUAAAAAUUUGGGAUACGAUUUCAAAAGGGAAAUUAAUUGGGACAAUUUCGCAACAUCACAAAACUAUAACAAGCAUGCAAUUAGCUUCAAAUAAUAAUCGAUUACUUUCGGCUGGUUUAGAUAGACAUGUUAAAAUUUACGACAUUUCCACAUACAAAGUUGUACAUACUAUGGAUUAUCCGAAUGCUAUUUUAAGUUUGGGCGUUUCUAAAACUGAUGAUACAGUAGUUGCUGGUUUAGUUGAUGGCUUAGUUUGCGUUAGCCGAAUGGAGGAUAAAGAUAAAAUCGACAAGAAAGAAAAGAAAAAAGUUUCUCAAAAGUAUAAAUCCUUUACUCAUAAUGAAAAAGUGGAUGUUAUAAUUGAAGAUGAAAACAUAGAGAAGAUAUCGCGUUACGAUUAUUAUUUAAAAAAAUUUCAAUAUUCAAAAGCUUUGGAUGAAGUUUUAAGACCCUACUUUGUGAAUAAAACCCCAGAAAUAACUGUUGAGGUUAUAAUGGAACUUUUAAGAAGAAAAGCUUUAGAGAGAGUAUUUAAAGAUAGAGAUAAUAAGUUUUUAAUACAAAUUUUAAAAUUUUUUAAUAAAAAUAUAACUGAUUAUCGAUUUACUAGGGUUUUAAUAAUCGCUUUCAACGUUUUUUUGGAUGUGUAUCAAGAUCGUAUCAACACAAUGCCAAUGGAGGUUUUAACAUAUUUCAACUUUUUGAAUCAAAAACUUAAAGAAGAAGUUGAUUUAGGGGAAAAAUUAGGUGAAUUAGCUGGGUGUAUGUCAAUGCUUCUUGUUGCCGGUGAUACAACAUCAUCUAAUGAAAAUGGUUAUGAACUUAAAAACCUUGUUGCAAGUGCCGAUGCUCAAAAAGAUUUAAUCGUUCAAAUAUCUUAAGAUUAUCAUUUUUAUAUGGUUGUUUUCUAAACAUAAAUUAGAAUAAAAAUUUGUUUUCUAAUUUUAUAUGGACAGGUGAAAUAAAAUGAGUUCUUUUUAAGAAAAUGUGGGAUAUAGAUUGACGUAAAUCGUAAACAGAACCGGAUUGAACGAAAAAAUACAAUAAAAUUUUCUCUUUUUAAACAUGAUUGUUUUCAAAAUUUGAACACAAAGGUGUUGUUAAUAAUGUCGAAAAAAUUAACAUCGGUAGUUAUAAGUAAUUGUAAUAAAAAAACGUAAUUAAAAACCUAAAAAACCGA